This is a messenger RNA of Catharus ustulatus (Swainson's thrush), 520 nucleotides long. RefSeq names its product small nuclear ribonucleoprotein Sm D2. Lineage: Eukaryota; Metazoa; Chordata; Aves; Passeriformes; Turdidae. The record is from RefSeq and is a predicted model, not a curated record. Gene Ontology annotation, cellular component: U5 snRNP; precatalytic spliceosome; U4/U6 x U5 tri-snRNP complex. The coding region runs from base 55 to 411 and encodes 118 amino acids. Gene Ontology annotation, molecular function: RNA binding. Gene Ontology annotation, biological process: spliceosomal snRNP assembly; RNA splicing. The transcript has 3 exons.
CACGCCGUGCCCCGGAAGUUCGGCGGAAGCGGCGGGAGCGGGAGAGCGGCAGCCAUGUCCCUGCUGAACAAGCCCAAGAGCGAGAUGACGCCCGAGGAGCUGCAGAAGCGCGAGGAGGAGGAGUUCAACACGGGCCCGCUGUCGGUGCUGACGCAGAGCGUCAAGAACAACACCCAGGUGCUCAUCAACUGCAGGAACAACAAGAAGCUGCUGGGCCGCGUCAAGGCCUUCGACAGGCACUGUAACAUGGUGCUGGAGAACGUCAAGGAGAUGUGGACCGAGGUGCCCAAGAGCGGCAAAGGCAAAAAGAAAUCCAAGCCCGUCAACAAGGAUCGCUACAUCUCCAAGAUGUUCCUGCGGGGGGACUCGGUCAUCGUGGUGCUCAGGAACCCCCUGAUCGCUGGGAAAUAGGGAUGGACCUGCCAGGACCUGCCAGAACCUUCCAGAACCUUCCAGGACCCGUCAGAACCUUCUAGAACCCUCCUGGAUCAUCCCAGAGCCAUCCCAGAGCCAUCCCAAA